GGUAAUAGUCUUUAUAUGUUGUACUGGACAAAGGUAUCAUCGACUACUGCUACAGUAUUCAACUUGAUAUCGUGUGCUCAACUCAUACAUUUGACUCGUAAUUCGAUAUUUUCAACAAACAGAAUGAUGGUGGUAAACGCUAAAUUAGGUCUGCUGUUGGUGUCAGUAGCCGCGUUCGGUUACCUACAGACUGCCUUGGCUUAUUCCGAAGGCGCACCUUUGGAAGUGUGUUCCGACUUGAUGCCCCAACACGGAGCUCCCGCUCAGACCAUAGAUUCUCCCUAUACGUUAACGCUUAACCGCAAGUCCUUGAAAGGCGGUGAAUCUAUAACGCUGACUCUCGCCUCCAAAGACUUUUCCAAAUUCAAAGGCUUCAUAAUCCAGGCUAGAGACAGUAACGAGAAGCCCAUCGGUUCGUUCUCGCCCCUGCCCGCGUCCAAGAACAACCCAGAGUUCAAGGGCAAAUGGAAGCUCAUUAGUUGCCCAGAUGGUCCGUCCAACAAUACCGCAACUCAUGCAAACGCAGUCGAAAAAUCAAGAGUAGUGCUCACAUGGACCGCACCGAAAACUCUUGACUUGCAAAGUUUCAAAUUUAAAUACACAGUCGCCAAGAACGGUGGAGAAUACUGGGUUGGAAAGGAAUCUGAAAAUGUUUCAGUAACUCAAUCCAGUUGGACUAAGAAAAACUAAUUUCAUWAAAAAACACACAAAAAAA
This is a messenger RNA of Diuraphis noxia (Russian wheat aphid), 715 nucleotides long. Its product is annotated as putative defense protein Hdd11. NCBI's taxonomy places the organism in Eukaryota, Metazoa, Arthropoda, Insecta, Hemiptera, Aphididae. Gene Ontology annotation, cellular component: membrane. The record is from RefSeq and is a predicted model, not a curated record.